Messenger RNA from Coregonus clupeaformis (lake whitefish), 968 nucleotides. RefSeq names its product transmembrane protein 196-like. NCBI's taxonomy places the organism in Eukaryota, Metazoa, Chordata, Actinopteri, Salmoniformes, Salmonidae. The transcript is spliced from 4 exons. The record is from RefSeq and is a predicted model, not a curated record. Bases 118 to 681 code for a protein of 187 amino acids.
UUGGAUUAAUGGAUUAAUGUCUUUAGCGCAAAAAACAAUACUCGCUGCUUUUUGGGUGGUUCGAGGGGGUGACCACCACCACCAUCUCUUGACUGACACGCUGUGGAGGAAUGAGUGAUGCCGGAGAGAGGAUGUACCAUCUGGAGUCUGGUGGUACUGUCGGUGUUGGAGAUGGGGCUCGGUGCAUCCAGCAUCGCCCUCGGGGUGGUCGGCAUCAUCCGAGUCCGGUCGGUUCACAAGCUGCAGCUGGGGGAUGCCUCCCCUAUAUGGAGCGGAGUGUGUUUUCUCAUCUGUGGACUAUGUGGGAUGGUGUGUGCAAAGAAGAGGUCAGGCUUGAUUAUGAUCCUGUUUUCAGCCUGCUGUAUCUGUGGGCUGAUCAGUGGGAUCCUAAACUUCCAGUUUGUGCGUGUGGUGGCAAAGCGUCCCGAUGCCCUGCCGUCCCUCUACCUGGCCAUCAUGGUGCUGGCCUGCCUGGGCAUCGGAGUGUCCAUCCUGUUUACCUGGCUCACCUGUCGUCUGGCCAGCAGCGAACAGCAGAGGAUGUACCUGGAGAGAGAGCUGUCCCUGUACCACUCCCAUGAGAUGAGUGAAAAGGAGUUUGCUGAGAGAUCUGAAAGAGCAGCCAGCAUCCCCCAGAUCUCCUUCAAUGGAAAGUCCUCACCUCCAUUAUCAUUAGGCUAAAGCCCAGCUGUGUUACUGUAUUCAAAGCAACUUGGAGACAAUGUUGGUUCCAUACAACCCCAACGGUUGCAGGGGACGUGAUCUCUUGCACUUAACUGAUACACAAAGGAAUCAACUUAAUCAACGGAAGUUACGGCAACGCUAUGAGAAGGCGCUGUGAGAUUUGACAAUCGGCUCACCAAUGACGAUGGAGGCUGAAUGAUGCACCUGGAUAGUCCCCAGACAGGGCUUUGGAGAACAUGGAAACAGCAGGUAAAGGGGACAAAGCUAUGGCACCUCCAAAGGCU